This is a messenger RNA of Erythranthe guttata (spotted monkey flower), 2017 nucleotides long. RefSeq names its product zinc finger CCCH domain-containing protein 48. The record is from RefSeq and is a predicted model, not a curated record. Lineage: Eukaryota; Viridiplantae; Streptophyta; Magnoliopsida; Lamiales; Phrymaceae. Gene Ontology annotation, molecular function: protein binding; metal ion binding.
ACGUGUAAAUCUUGCACCACGGCGCGUAAACUCUACGCUUUUAUUAUUAGUAUUAAUAAACAAAAUUAAAGAAUAAAUUUAAAAAAAGGAAAAAGUAAAAUCAAAUAGUUUUUCUCUUCGUCAUCCUCCUCUCUCCAAUCUCAGAACUUCAUACUAGCCCAUCCCCAUCACCAAAAUUAGGGUUCAUAAAAAUCCCUUUCAAACCCUCAAAUCCCAAUUUCUUAUCAUUCGUUCUCUUCUCUCUCUACUUCCAGAUCAAUCAAUCAUUCAAUUACCCAAACCCCAAUAUUACAUGAUCAUAUACCAAUUUCGAGCUUAAAUUUAUCUCAGCCCGUUAAGAAAAACUUCAUCUCCCCUCCCCAUUGUAUCGUGGUUUUACAGUGUCAUCUGUAAUGGAUAUGGAUGGCGGAAGAAAAGUAUUUAACAGGCUCGGGCCUUCGUCUUCGAGUGAUAACGGCAACCAUAAUAAGCAACAGAAGGUGUGUAUAUAUUGGAGACAAGGAAAGUGCACGAGAUAUCCGUGCCCUUAUCUGCACAGCGAGCUGCCGUCAGCUGCGAAUGGGAAGAGGGCGCAUCAAGGGUUUGGGGCGGAGGACAAUUACCGUAGCGGCGGCGGCGGUGGAUUAAGGAGGAGUGGGAAUUAUAAUUUUAAUAACAAUAAUACGUGGGGCAGGACGCAAUCCCAACAGCCUGCUAAUAAUAGGAAUACUCUGAAGAAGAUCGAAAAAUUGUGCAACCUUUGGGCACAAGGGAGCUGUAAAUUCGGGGAUAAUUGUAAAUACAUGCAUCAAUGGUCGACAGGGGGUUGCUUUACGCUAUUGGCCCCACUGGAGGGACACCAGCAGGUUAUUACUGGGAUUGCUAUGCCCCCGGGGUCUGAUAAGCUUUACACCGGGAGUCAAGAUGAGACGGUUAGACUUUGGGACUGCCAAUCUGGUCAGGUGGCUGGCGUAGUGAAUUUGGGAGUUACAGUAGGCUGCAUGCUAUGUGAAGGUCCAUGGGUAUUUGUGGGUUUGACUAAUCUUGUGAAGGCUUGGAACAUUCAAACAUCCAUGGAGCUAAGUUUAAAUGGACCUGUCGGACAAGUCUAUUCACUAGCUGUUGGCAAUGAUUUACUCUUUGCUGGUACACAGGAAGGAACAAUAUUGGCAUGGAAAUUCAAUGUUGCUACCAACUGCUUUGAACCAGCUGCAUCACUCAAGGGACACACUCUUGCUGUUGUGACGCUAGUCGUUGGAGGUAACAGAAUGUAUUCGGGCUCCAUGGACAGCUCUAUUAGAGUAUGGAACCUGGAAAGUUUGCAGUGUUUACAAACUCUGUCAGGACAUACAGAUGUCGUGAUGUCUGUUUUGUGCUGGGAUCAGUUCCUUUUGUCGGCUUCACUUGACAAAACCGUAAAGAUUUGGGCCGCAACUGAAAGUGGUAACUUGGAAGUAACAUACACCCACACAGAGGAACAUGGGUUACUCACUCUGUGUGGGAUGCAUGAUUCAGAAGCCAAACCUGUGUUGUUGUGCUCGUUGAACGACAACACAAUUCGAGCAUAUGAUUUGCCAUCAUUUUCUGAGAGGGGAAAGAUAUUUUCGAAGAAAGAGGUUCGGGCAAUGCAGAUUGGUCCCGGUGGAUUAUUUUUCACUGGUGAUGGUACGGGUCAAGUUAGAGUGUGGAAAUGGUCGGAACCAACCACCGUACAAUGAGAAGCAAACUAGAGUAUCUAUAUUGUAUCUCUUAAUAUUUUUUCGAUCCCCUAUUUUUUUCUAUCUCAAUGUAAAAGUUCCACCGAUAGAGGAAACGUGAGAAAAUGCGUUUUGAGCUGUUCUCGUUAUUUCCUUACCUUUUUCUUUUCUCUUCUAGGUAUUUUUGUUAGAUUAUCGAGUGUCCUAAUAUGCGUCUGUAACGUGAUCAUAAUAAUGACUAUCUUAAGGAAGUUUCUUCUGCAUUUCACUAGGCCAUUGUACUAUUUAUUUAGUAUUUAGUAAUUGUUUAGUCAAAUUAUAAAGAAGUUCGAUUUUUGUUU